CUUCGUCGCGGUGGCAAUACGAAGCCGACAUAUGAAGCUGAUUCAACUGGGGCAUGCGGACGAAGGCGUGUCCUCGUUCUUGCUGGGGACGUGCGGCCGUCAAGUUCUUUUGGACUGCGGCUUAAACCUGAAGGCACUUGUGCAUUUGCCUUUGCAUGGUGCAUUUCGUUUCCACGGGCCAAGUUUGCACUUCAUCGACGCCCAAACCGUCGACUACGUUGUGAUAUCCAACCACAUGAGCUUGCUUGGCCUUCCUCUACUCACGGAACGCACCGCUUUCAAGGGCGAGAUCUUUGCCACGGCGCCAUCUGUACAGUAUGGCCGGAGGAUGCUCCUGGACAUGCUGGACAUGGUGCAAACGCGACAAAGCAACAGCGGAGGGCGGCCGUGGAUGUCUCGAGCGCACAUCAAGACGCUGCCCCAUGCCGACCAACAGCUGCUCCUGGGCAUGGAGUACGACCAGUGGGCCGACCCGUACACGCGGUUUGAAAUCGAGCGCUGUCUGCAACGCAUUACGAUUGUGCCGUAUCACCAAACGCUGACGUUAUCGUACGAACUCAAAGUGACGGCGGUCAGUUCUGGCUUUGCCCUUGGCGCGGCGUGCUGGGUUGUGGAAAGCCCCAUGGAAAAACUGGUAUACGUCCCGGCCGCGUCGUCCGAAGUAAAUCGUCACCCCGCGGCGCUGGACGUGCAGCAUUUACGGGAUGCAGACAUUAUGUUGGUGACCGACCUCAAAAACGACCGAGACACCCGCAUGAUUGACAAGCGCCUCGAGACUUUCCUCAACCACCUCCUCGCUGUAUUUACCCGCCGCGGAACGUCCGUCGUGCCCUGCCAUUUCGACGGCAUCCUGUUCGACUUGCUGGAAAAUCUCCAGCUGUUCCUUGCUGCGAUCAACCACGCGCCCAUUCCCAUCUACUUUGUCGCAACCGAGCCGUUGGACGCGGAGCCCUGUGCCCCACAAUGGCUAUGCCAAUCGAAAAUGCAAAAGCUUUUUGCCGGCGCGUCUCCGUUUGUCCAUGGCCAACUGCGGGACGAAGGACAUCUCCGGUUUGUCUCGCCUGGUUCCCCCGUGCCCGUCGAGGAACCGUGCAUUGUGUUUGCCAACCACCCGAGCCUCCGCAUCGGCGACGUCGUCCAGUUGAUUCCCAAGCUCCAGCGGAACGCCGCCAAUGCGAUUGUGUUUAUUGAUCCGUAUGUGUCGCCAUUCGAGGCCAUGACGCCGUUCCAGCCGACGGCGCUCAUGGAAGUGAUCCACGCGCCUAUAGACUUUCGCCUAUCAUGCAAUAAUGCCAAUAUCCUCAUCGCCGAGUGCAAACCCCAGACGCUGGUCCUUCCCGCCUGCUACGCCUCCGCCCCCCACCCCGACGGGCAAUGUGUCCGCAGCUUAAAAGACCUGAUUGUAACUCGAGAGGUCGACUCGACCGUGCUACUCCACCAUUUGGAGCCAAUUAUUGUGACAAAACCGAAAAAGGCAGUCGAUGCUGUCCUCGACCCCGAGCUGGCAGCCCAAAUCAACCUGACGACCAUCGAUAAGCACGCGGCGGCGCUCGUGCGCACGACACUCUCGUUUGCAUCUGGACGUGUGGAAUUGAAGGCGGUGGACGGCGACUUCUGGGCGUUCCGCCGCCCCCCUCCUCCACCUCCUGCUGCUGCUUUGGACCCAUCCAGUCACUCCUCGUUGGAGCAUGCUGAUGGAGCCCCGUGCAAGAAGCUGUGUGUGCGAGAGCAGAGCCACGUCCUGCUGGGCGAGCUCGACCUCGAGUCGCUCUUGCACCAACUGCAGGUCGAGUUUGGGCCAGUGCACAUUGAAGACCUCGAUAUGGCGACCCAAGUGUCGUUUGGGGAUACGGUCAUAACGUUUGUCACCAACGAAAACAAGACGGUGGUCGCGUCUGGCAGCGAUCGCGUCCGUGACCGCGUCGCACAUCUUGUCGUUGGCCAGUUGAGUCGGUUUUAGCCACGAACAACAUAGGCACUAUAUAUCUCGUUCGUUCUGGGAGAGUCAAGUGCUAGCUAGCUAUAAUGACAUGCAACGUCUUGGCAAGAGUGAAUCAAGUGGCCACUAGGAGGGGAAGAUGCUGCUACUUCCCUUUGGACAAAUCGAGACCAAAUAUUAACGGUGAAAAAAGAAAAAUAGUGUAC
Aphanomyces astaci is the source of this 2145-nucleotide messenger RNA. RefSeq lists its product as hypothetical. Bases 32 to 1960 code for a protein of 642 amino acids. The transcript is spliced from 12 exons. Gene Ontology annotation, biological process: snRNA processing. Gene Ontology annotation, cellular component: integrator complex. The record is from RefSeq and is a predicted model, not a curated record. Lineage: Eukaryota; Oomycota; Saprolegniomycetes; Saprolegniales; Verrucalvaceae.